UGUUUCUAUUCGUCGACUUAUCGUACAGAUUUGACAAUAAUCAACAGAUUCUGUGAAGUGUUUGGCUGUGAAGAAAAUCCCUAAAUUCCACAUGGAAAAAAACUCCCAAGAUAAGCAAGAGAUGGAUCAGCAAAGAGAGCAGCUGGGUAAGGAAGCAUCUGAGGUUAAUGCAUUGAAACGUGUUUCUGAUGAUAUCAUCCCUCACAUUCUCAACUUAUAUGGGGCAUGUGCUGCACCUCGUGAUUUUGAAAUCUAUGCUCCAGAUGCAACAUUUGAGGACCCACUUAUGUGCGCUCAUGGAGUGAAGCAGAUUAAAUCAGCAUUCUAUUCGCUUUCCAAGGUAUUUAAUGAAUCAAAAAUUGUGGAAUACAGCAUCAAAGAAAAUCUAAUUUCACCUGAAAAGACAGAGAUAUUAAUGGACAACAAGCAACACUAUAAGUUCUUGGGGAGAGGCAUAGAUAUGAUAUCACUCAUCAAGCUGCAUGUUGAGGGAGGCAAAGUCGUUCGCCAUGAAGACUGGUGGGACAAAAAGCCCCUGUUGAACAGAGAGACAGCUAAGCUGCCAUUGGUUGGCCGAAUUGUGGAAAUGACUCGCAGGGGUUCAAUGCUGGUAACCCAUGUGAUGAUGAGGUUUGGGAAGGAUCCAACUGUGUAAACCACUUUAAAACCAAAGCCAGAGAUACAAAUUGUGUUUAGUUCAUGCUUAGGUGUGUGUAUUUGUGUAAUCCGUGUUUUCUUCUUUCUUAGGGAUGAUAUAUAAGUAAAACAUUGUGCAACUCUGCUUAUGUUCAUGAUUUACAACUUUGGCUAGGUCAAUUUAUUGGGCUUUUGAUGAAC
Molecule: messenger RNA, 837 nt
Organism: Vitis riparia (riverbank grape)
Lineage: Eukaryota; Viridiplantae; Streptophyta; Magnoliopsida; Vitales; Vitaceae
Exons: 7
Coding region: 92-655 (187 amino acids)
Source: RefSeq, a predicted model, not a curated record